Molecule: messenger RNA, 6966 nt
Organism: Aethina tumida (small hive beetle)
Lineage: Eukaryota; Metazoa; Arthropoda; Insecta; Coleoptera; Nitidulidae
Gene: RhoGEF3
Product: serine/arginine repetitive matrix protein 2
Exons: 20
Coding region: 388-5979 (1863 amino acids)
Biological process (GO): intracellular signal transduction
Cellular component (GO): cytoplasm
Molecular function (GO): protein binding; guanyl-nucleotide exchange factor activity
Source: RefSeq, a predicted model, not a curated record
GCGAAUAACACCGUGGAAAAUAAAUAACACUUUGCGUACGGUGUGUUUAAUUGGCCGUCGCACGGAUGACCGACUGCAAUUUCUGUCUUCCACCGGUGCAGGUGUAAAAUCCGCGGUCCCUCGCUCAGCUGUCCACGGCCGUGUCAGUUUGGAAUUGACCGCGAAUUGUGUUCGAGCGUCGCGACGCCACCACCAAGUGGCCGUACGUGUUACUCUACAGAAGGAAUUUUCGUUCGACUUCCAGAAAGUUCUAUUGGUAAAAUGGGACUUAUUGCUGUUCAGGUUCAUCGAAAGUGGUUUAAAUGCAGAUGCUCAGAUGAGUGAAGAAGCAGAACCGGAUAAAUAGUGGAAGAGGAGUGAGUCUGGUGUGGGUGCAGGAGUGAUAGGAUGAGCCGGGACGAGGUCCAUCUGCGAGACAGACUCCUGAUGUUGGCGGAAUGUUCGAACCCGCACCGGCCGUUCAACAUCAAGCGCAAGUCGCUUCUGGCCAAGCACUCCUCCAAAACUGCACCGAAGCUAAGCGUCCAGGAUUUCGUACGCAUGGAUCCUGGGUACACUCCAGACAUCGAACAUCUUGUAUUUCCGACAAGGAAAAGAAAUCCACAGCAGGUGGCUCCGAUAAAUCCACCAACUCCUGCCAAAACCAGAUCCAGAUUGGUCGAAAUGUUUGCCUUGAGUCGACACCUACAACAACGAUCGGCCGAUAGGGAGACGAAGACCCGAAAUCCAGCAAUCAACAGGAGCGUGGACAGCGUGCUGGAAGGCUCCCCGGUGGUAUCGCAACGCGGAGCCUCUCUCGAAUCCAGUGGCCGCCGAUGGGUGUCCGCCGCCGAAGAACCGCUGAUCCGCCAGAACAGCACGACCGUCUCCUCCACCUCGGCGGCCACGAGGCUUAGCCCCAACAAGCAGGAGGCUGAAGCCGGACCGCAACAGUCGUCCAGGGGCCCAAAUGUGUCGGUGCUGCACCUGCGCAGCACAUCCGAACCAUGGGAAACAAGUCCGACAUCCGCUUUCACUUCCUCCACCGGAAGCUCUUCCCGAUCGUACUUCGCCAAUCGCAGCACAGGCUCCAGUAAUCCACCCCCUUUAACCAAACACCAAAGCCUCGGCGGGCCCGUCAACACGAUUUACAACAACAGCAAAUGGCAAAACUCGCCCAGUUUCCAUUCUGGCGGCGAGGUCAACUCUCCCGACAUCUUCACAUCCGGAAACCAAUGCAACAGAGAAUUGUCUCCGGUGAGAUGGUGCGACCGUGAAGUGGACGGAGUAUAUCUGGGAAGAUCUGGGUGGGUUCAGGUGCAACAGAGAUCGUUGGACGAAAGUCGCAGGUACUCGGGGAAAGCCGCCGCCAAUUCCCUGCAAUCUAGUCGCAGAACCGGAAUGAAGCUGGCCGAUUAUCAUUGCAACAGCGAACCGGGAAAUUGUCCGGAAGUUACCAGACCCAACGAUUCACAACGGCCGGUUUACCUUUCACUACAAACCAAAGAUUUCGAACGGAAAACUGUCACUCCGUCACCUCGCAACAUUCCGGAAACGUAUUCGCCGCCUUCAUUAACUCCUAUUAUAUCUCCUCCGCCGGCAUUUCAAGACAAAAAUAAGUCAUCUCCAAAAUCAAGAACCUUUUUUGGAAAAACUCCGUUUCUGCCCCGUUCCAAUGCUAUUGAAGACAGUGAUGCUAGUCCUCCUACAUCUCCCACACCUAUGCAAUGGAAAUCUUUGGCUCCUAAUCUUCCACAAAGCAUAGGUAGGAAAACCAAGACUGUAGUUUCACCAGUUAAGGAGCAGCCUCCUUUAAGACGAAUUCCUCAAACAAAAUCCUUGGAGGAUACGACAGCAGUACGCCGUUCAAAAUUUGUCCAACGUUAUGGAGAGUCUUCCUCAUCUUCAUCUUCCUCCAUGGGAUUUAGAAGUUUAGAUAGUACCGUUAAUAGAAACAUAAUGCCAAGAUUAUCAGAAAACACAGAUUCAUCAGUUGAUGUAUAUGAAGACGCUGACGAUGAAGACAACAAUAGUUCUUCUAUAAAUAUUAGCAUGACAGUAAAUGUUCAGAAUGACUUUACAAGGCCAAGAGAAAAAAUAUCUCCAUCGAGUCGACCUUCAAGUCGAAUACCUCAUCAUCGUCAACAAACUAGAAGAUCACCGGCUGGAUCAGAUUCUAAUAAACAGCCAACAUCUCCAAGUUCUACUUCGUCUUCGGACAGUAUGGAGUUUUUGUCUAGAUCUCCUCCUCAACCUAUUAGAAGAAGUGCUCCUACAAGACCGUAUCAACAUCCCGUUCAACCACAAGAAGAUAUAUCCAGAGUUCGGAGAUCUAGAAGUUUACAACUGCCGGAGAAGAAGCCACCUGCUGUUCAAUCUAGAAUAUCACCGCAGCAUCCAGAUUCACAUCGAGUGGUGGUAAAGAUUGGUAAUGCACCAGAAAGGCAAAAACGAAUAAACAAACCGCAAAGUCUUGAAGUAGAUGCUCUAAAUGAGGAAUUGUUAAGAGAAGCUGAAGUAGUCACUGGGUAUUUAUACGGAAAUAGAUCUAGAGCUGCCGCUCAGGCUUUACUGAUGCACAGAUACAACAACAACAAUGUGAGCAAAGAGGACAAGAACAAAGAACCCCCGAAACUACAGAACAACGGUUUGACCGUUUACUACGUGGGCAAUUCGAAGAAGGACAAGCAAAAGGUGUUGGUGAGAGGUUCGACGACACCGAACCUGCAGCCGUCCAAAACCGUGGAGGCAAAGAACCCCUGCAACUCGGACACGUGCGAUUUCUGGCCUCACUGUGCCAGUCGGGAUUCCCUAAACCGCGAGGCCCAGUACAUAAUGCGCUCCUCACAGAGUUAUCCCACCCACCAAAGAUCCCUGGACUCGAGCACCGCAGAGAACGGACGCAAACCGAAACGCCGUCUCACCCCGGAGACGCACCGCAUCGAACGUCAGCACCGUGUCAGCCCCAGUCGCGCGUCCUUGGACGAGAAGAAGCCGCAGAAAUCCGCCAGCGGUUCGUCGUCCGGCAGCGAACGUUUCGUGGUCAGCGGGGCCAAAACGGGAAGAAAGGUGAAGAGCGCUUCACCUCCGGAGGACAAACCGCGUGAAAUGAUCCUCACGCGACCGGGAAGUGCACCUGCUGAACAGAGGAGGGCUGAUGGUGCCGUGGAGAAUCAGCAGAGGUCCAUGUCUUUGCCCAAAUCAUUUCUCUCCGCCAGUUAUCAACAAGGAUCCCAGACUCCACUAAGAAGACGAGGAACCGAAAGUCUUGGAUCGUCGCCAGGAUGUCAACGUAAAGUACCCACUCCGGAAGUUUCACAUACUGCACCAGUCACACCUUUACACGAAAAUAACCGCCGCCGAUCGCCCAUAUCGGGCGCCGCCCGCAAAGCCAAAGCGUCCUCAACGCCACAGCUCCUGGAAGAACCCAUCUCUGAUUCUAGAAAAUGGGCGGAGAAAAUAGAGAACCCCAACAUAAGCCCAGUGGCCGGAAAAGACUUCGGCUCCCGCAGGAAUUUAAACGCGAGCACCACCGAGAGUGUGCUCCAGAAAUUCCGCAAGACGUUCUCGUUGAAAUUCCAACAAAAGAAACAGGGAGGAAGCAAGGAGAGCUGUGGCUCGGACGUGGGCGACAAUCUCUCCGAGAUCCUCGCCGAACCGUCCGAAGAAGAAUCGCCGCAACACGUACCCUCCCUUCCCUUAUCGCCCUCAUCGAAUUGCCCUAACGACUCGAAAGACGAGAAUACCGAACAGAAAUACAGGUUUGGUCCGCUCAUUUGGCGUACAAGUAAAGAACGAAAGAAGCUGAACAAGGCCGCCCGCAGUGCGAAAUGCAACAGUGGAGACAGCGGCAUUCAGAUCGAGAUGGUGCCCAGUUGUGGGGGCGCUGGUGACAGUUCUGAGUCCCACGACACCGAUCCACCAGGCGACGAACUGGACAGUCCCCCGACUGUUCGACGACGACCCCCACACGGCAAACUAUCCCGACCCCAUUCCGAUCUGCUCAACCAAAUUCUCAUUGACAAAUUUAAAGCUGAUUUGAAGCAACGUGCUCACAGAAACCAACAAGUUCGUCGCACCAGGUCUGACCUGGGCGGGCAACGUCUUCUGAAUUGGGAUCCACGCUCCUCCUACCGCCGACUGAUGUCGUCGCCAGCCCAUCAUCUGAGACCGGGAAGUGGCGGCUCGGCCCGUCUCCAGAGCCCCAACAAAAAGCCGCCCGACGCCCCCGGUGGUGUUCAACUGCGAAGUGGACGCCGCAGAGGCCAGCUCCGACGUUCACUCAGCCAACCACUUGAUAUCGACAAGCUGUCGCCACUCAUGAGAACUAAAACAGCAGGAUUGAGGGUUGGUGGCUCCAAUAUACUAAGUGAGGAUGAACAAGAUGCAAGACUGGGUACAUCAGACGACGAAGCCAUGUCGGAUUCGGAAUCAUCGAUUGCGUCGCUGAACGAGAGAAAGAAGUCCCUAGAACUAGCUAUGGAUGAAGAAAUGGUGAUAUUGGCCGAAGCAGUAUUCGACCACGUGGCCAUCGAAGCUGAAGAGCUAGCAUUUCGAGCAGGUGACGUUAUCGAAGUAUUGGAAACGGCCAAUCGAGAUUGGUGGUGGGGCUCCACCAAAGGAAAGUCAGGAUGGUUCCCCGCCCAAUUCGUUCGCCUCCGAGUCAGUCAGGAGGAUACCGUAGAAGACUGUUUAGCCGCAAUGGCGUCAGGCCGUCCGGUAACUGCAUCAAUUCGUCGUCGUACCAGCAUAUCCUUGCUGAGCAACGACCAGGUGCGAACUAGUGUGGUGCGUGAACUAGUGCACACUGAAAGAGACUUUGUGAAGGUGUUGCGCGACGUUGCUGAAGGUUAUGUGAGCGAGUGCCGCAAACGCAAGGACAUGUUUAACCAGGAACAGAUUGCAACAAUUUUUAUCAAUCUGGAACAAAUUCUACAGUUUCAGUCGGCUUUCCUAAAGGAUCUGGAAGCCUGCAUCGACUGGGACUCGCCCUACAAAAGCUGUGUUGGCGGCUGUUUCUUAAAACACAAAGAUGGUUUUAAAAUGUACUCUGAUUACUGCAACAGUCAUCCACUUGCUACAGCUGCCCUCCAAGAGCUCUACCAGUACAACAAUUACAGCAAAUUCUUCGAAGCUUGUAGACUCAUGCGCGGUCUCAUCGAAAUACCCUUAGAUGGAUACCUUCUAACACCUGUUCAAAGGAUAUGCAAAUAUCCGCUGCAGCUGGCUGAACUUCUCAAAUAUACCAAGACUGACCAUCAGGAUUACAAGAGCAUCAAAGACGCACUCGAGGUGAUGCGUGACGUAGCUACACUCAUCAACGAAAGGAAACGACGGAUGGAGAGUCUUGAGAAAUUAUGUGCGUGGCAGCAAAGGGUUGAAGGUUGGGAGGGUGAAGAUCUCAUAGAACACAGCUCGCAGUUAAUUCACCAAGGUGAAGUUGUGAAAGUUACGUCGGGUAUGUGGACGAACAACAUAACGCUAUUUCUUUUUGAUCACCAAAUUGUCUACUGCAAAAAGGAUAUUUUGAAAAGGAAUACUUUUGUCUAUAAAGGAAGAAUAUGCCUUGAUACCUGCGAAGUCAUAGACGUUCCCGAUGGAAAAGAUUUGCACUCCGGUGUAAAUGUACGACAUGGAAUCAAACUGUACAGCUGCGUGAGAGACAAGUGGCUGAUGUUCUGUUGCCGUUCGGCGAAUGAUAAGCAACGGUGGUUGCGACUGUUCUCCGAAGAACGGCGGAUAGUCGGACAAGACAAAGACAGUGGUCUCGAUUUACCUGCUGCUGCAAGGCAACUUGCCAGACUUGCUGCCAGGUCACAGAGGCGACCGCCCCGAAAACCGAGAAGUGGUAAAAACUUCAAACACGAUUCUGGCUAUAUGGGAUCGACGUUGCAACUAAACACUUCUAACUCGAAUUCAUUGGGAAGGAAGAUGGGCACGUGGUUUACAUUUGGCACGAAUAAAAAGUCGAGGCAUCAACAGCAGCAGGACAUCUCCUGAGACAAGACCACUUUACUGUAACAAGAUUCUUCCAUGACCAGUCAAAACCCCCAGUGUAUUUAUUCAUUAUGAAGAUCGACCGAAAAUACUCGAAUAAAAAUUGCAUUUUAUAAUUAGAAUUAUUGAAGAAAUGACAAUUUUGUGGUACAAGAUGUUCCAUUUGUCAUGAAAAUUCUAUACUCUCUGAGAAUUAACAUAGUCUGUUAAUCUUUCUUCUCUCUUGUAGAGUGAACAAUUAGAAAUUGUUUACCGUUCAAAUAUUUCCUAAAAUCCCAGCAUCUAAUAAGUGUAAAUAUGAACUGUACAUAUCUUAAACAUGUAUAAACAUAUUCAGUAUUAUGAAAUAUUUGAACGUAUUAUAUAUAAUUCAACAUUUUUCCGAAAUAUAGAGCAUUUUUUGUCGAUUUUCACCUUUGCAAGUCAUAGUCAUAGUGCCAAAUAGACUAGGUCGCGGAUUUGUCUGUUGCGGUAAAUAUAUAUUGUUGAUGUAUUAUUGUUGUUAACCAAUUUUGCAAUACUGUUGAACUAUCAGUGAUAUAAGGCUACUGCCGAAUGUGCUGUGCUAAACGAAUGGAAAACAAGGCCUAACUGUACAUACAAUAAAUACAGGUCUUUGUUUCUAUCUGAUUCUUUGUAUUUUAUAAAUAUUAUCUAUAACUGACUGAUACUUACUCUUUGUAACUCUAAUGCUGUCUGAUCUUACAUAUUCAAAGAAUUCAAAAAAUGACGCACAAUCUGUGUUGAAUCGCAACAAGAAAACUAAAUGCAUUGCACAGGGUAAUAGAUUUUUUGAGGUGGCAAAUUUUAAAGAAUGCCAUUUUUUACUUUAUUAUAUGGAUAUUUGUUAUUAAUAUAUCUGUUAUGGACCAAACUUGUAUUAUUGAAUAUAAAACGGAAACAAGUCACAUGUUGUUAUAUAUAUAUUUUUUGUUUUUAACUUUAUUCUAGCAUGUGUAGUAUUUUUUAUUAAAUAAUUUAAUUUUAUCA